AGGAUGAGGGGGAAGAAACUGGCAGUUGUAAACUAAUUUGACAGUUAGAAAAUAAAGCACAGUACGCUUAGCCACCUCUCACGUGUCCUUGGACUAUGCUUCCUACUUAUUGUUAUUAGAAAGUUCUGGUAGAAAAAAACUCUGCCAGAUGGCCCUCCCUCAACAUUUAUGGUGUGAAAGUCCAUAGUGUCCUAUAACUUCCAGAAUAUUUUCUCACAGAUUCAUAUCUUACACCUAUUACAUAGAAAUUGUAGCAAUAUAUUAAUAAUUUAACAAUUAAUAUGUAUCACAGUAUGAGUUUUAAAUUUCAUCCUAAGCAAAAGGUUUAUGAAAGAAAAUAUGCAGUUGUUUUUCUGCCGGAUAACUCUGAAAUUAGUUUAAUUUCAUUGUAGCUAAUGAGAUUCUUUGCAUAUUCCUUUCAAAAUAUUUAUCAGUGUCACAUUUUGUGGUAUGGAUCAGGGGUCUCCAAAUUUGGUUCCUUUAAGACUUGUGGACUUCAACUCCCAGAGUCCCUCAGCCAGCAAAGCUCUGGGACCAAGGUUGGAGACCCCUGGUUUUGGUUAAUUGUGGGGAAACUAUUCUAAAGUGCCGAAAAUAAUAAAAUGUUGAAUGUUAGCAGGCAUUUUUCUCCUAGAAUACUCUCCUUUCAGUUAAUGAGAUUAAUUUUUGGUUCAGCUUUUAGCAAUUUUUUAAGGAAAUUGCAUCAGAAUAAAAAUACAAAAAACAAAGUAAACUACCAAUAAAGCACAAGCAAAAUGUUAUGGAAAAAUGAUUCUUUGGAUAUUCUUUUAAAAAUAUUUAUCAGGAUAAGUGUCUGGUUUGGGGGAUCAAAACGAUUAAAAUAAUGAAUAUACAAAAAAGAGGCGUAUAAAAAGGGAUUUUGAUUGCUUCACUGUGGCCAUCAUCUUGACAUUUUUUAGUUCCUUCCUGAGUACACUCUCAUUUAGCAAUACUGUAUGUUUUAGUAUGGAUAAUUAUGGAAACGAAAUGAGUCUUGAAAAUAAUAACAAGAUGAAUAGAAAUAUCCUAUUUAUUUUAGGUAAGGAUAGUUAAGUUGGCAAAUCACCGCUAGAAAUUAGCAGAAUUGAAGAUGAUAAACAAGUGGCAUUAUCUUGGAGAAUGAGAAAUAUUAACUAACACCUAGACAACAUAUUUAUCUUGUUUGUAGCACCAUUUUACAGUUUUCAUUUUUGGGGAUAAUUUUUGAACAUAUCAACUUAAUCCAACUAUCCUUUAUAUCGUAUCCACAGUAUAGUGUAAUAACUCAUCUAAAAAAUGAUAUUGAUACUGUUUCCCCGAAAAUAAGACAUCCUCUGAUAAUAAGCCCUUCCCAAAAAUAUUUAAAUGCAUGCACAGCUGGUCCCUGCCGUUUCCUCUGGUUAGGGUUAGGGAAACAGAGCUGGAAAUCAGGUAAGAUAGCAAGAAGAGCCUUAUCUUGCUCCAUGUGCCCCAAAAUAAUAAGACAUCCCCGAAAAUAAGGCCAAGCGCUUAUUUGGGGGUUCAAAAAAUAUAAGACAGGGUCUUAUUUUCAGGGGAACACGGCAGUCAUUCAAAAAGUCUUCCGUUUUAAUGUCCUGUGAAGUUAUUAAUAUUGUAAUAGAAUAAUUAUAUACUUAUUCGGUAUUAUCUUCUGGUAAUACAGAACAUACUCAGUAACUGACAUUUACUCACUAAAUUAAUUUGGAGGGGUAGGCAGUUAUAUAAAUAAAAACUUACUCAUAUAUAACUCUUGAUCUUACUUUACUACACAAGUGAGCUGUAAAACAUAUACAGAUAGAAGUUCUUGAUUUGCAAUCAGUCAAUGGAUCUGAAAAUGGGACUUAGGACGCAGGUUUGAAGUUCCAAUGUCCCUCCCCCAUGGUCAAAAGACCACAUUUUGGGCACUGGGCAACUAGCUUGUAUUUAAAGCUAUGUGCAGUACCCCAUGGUUACAUGACUGUAAUUUAAUAUGCUUUUGCCAGAAACUGAUAUUUAUUUCCAAUUUCCAACAAAAACACCUUAUAGUAAACAAUAUAGACACAAUUUUUUUAUAUAAAAUUUGGUCAAGUCAUGUGGUGACCUACUUUAUGACCCUUACAGCUUACACUUACAACUUACGACCAAAAUUGUGGGCUCUGUUACUAAGUCAAGGAGUAGCUUGACUGUAGUGUAGCUCUGAAUGAAUUAAGUAUAUAUUAUUUAUUCAUAACUAGCGCAAAUUAAUCCCCAAUAAAGUAUUAUUAAAGAAAUAGAAUUGGUAAAGCAUAAUAUACAUGAUUUAGAUUCUCAUGCUGAAGAAUCUACAGACUUGAUAGCAUUUAAUUUGGGUUCUAUCAUGUCUAUUUUCUCAAUACAGUGUUAAGCCAUGAUUAGCUUUAACCCAAAACGAAGCAUUAAAAAUCUUUUGAACCAAUUCCAAAUUUGAUCUAAAUUUCAACUACUGAUUAAUAAACUGAUUAAUAGGACUAAAAUGGAGGGGAAUGUCUCACAAUCAAUUUAUUCAUGAUGUUUUGCAAACCUUUUGCAUUUAUUCCACACAUACAUUGUUGCAAUUACAAAAAUAAUUAUUUGUCAAAAAAUAAUUGUUCUGCCUUUCAUUUUACAGUUCAACUGAAAUUAGAUUUAAAUCCCACUUAUUUGCCCUUUAUUUCUAAGGAAACCUCAAUAUAAAAUAAAAUAGGUUAGCCCGGCAGGUGUGAGAAUUUACUGCUAUUAAUAACUCAUCAGCACUAUGCACUGCCUAAAGCCAGAGGGUAUUGGACUAUAACUUCCGUCUACAGCAUCCAUAACUAGCUAAGGCUGAUAGGAAUUCAGACAGAUUUGGUGAAUCAGGUCUUGUCCUGGCAUGCAGAUCCAACAAGAGUUACUUGUAUCACCUGAGGAUCUGGUGACUCUCUUGAAAAUAAGGAUGAAUGGAUGGAUAGCUGGAUAAGCAUCUCAGUUACUCGUUACUGAAUCAUGCUCUUCCAGAUGCCAUUGUCUAUUCCUCUAUGCUAGCAGACCCAGAUGUUCAGGUAGUACAAGUCAGAGGACUUGGCUUCUAGUCCAGAUUUGAGAAUGUGUUAAGCAGCUACCCUGGCUAUACCUACUCAUUACCAGCAAUGCAUGCAAGGGAAGUUACUUUGUCUUUCUCCACCACACAUUCUCCAAAUAUAACCUGGGCUGUCUCUUUCCUCCACUUCCCAAAUCUCUCAAGUAGAUUUGAGAAUUGCAGGAAGAUAAAUUCAGUCAUGAUAGGUGGAUACAAUAUCCAAAUUGUAUCAGGGUAAGAUGGAUUAAUUCAAACUUCCUUCAUUUGAGCUUAAUCUGAAUAGGUAUAAUAUAAAUGUGGUAUCUAAUUUUUUUAAACUGACCAUCUAUAUUUUAUUUUCGUGCAAAUAAUCUCAAGACAUUAAAUAAAUUAGAUACGGAUACAAGGCAAACAUAACUGUGAAUGUAAUUCAUGUUUAUAUUGGAAACCCUCUUCUGCGAUUCAAUAAAAUGUAAAGCUUUGUUUCAAAACAAAGAGGGUAAUAUUUUAUACAACAGUCAUAUCUCACUGUUACUGAUUUCUUUGUAUAAUUUCUAAUGUGUACAUGCCAAAAGAAGUGGUAUAUCUAGCUGUAAUAUAGGGGAACAAUUAUUUUUUAAAUGAAGGCAUUAAUACAGUAUUACUCAUUAAUUAAGAAUUGUACUGCUUGUUUUGUAAAUUUUACAACAAUCACUGCAUUAUCUGGCAGUGUAUCAAUUGUUUUGUGUUUUAAUCUGUAUUAAGAGUUGAUACUUGAACAGUUUUAAAAUAAACUGUUUCUUGUACCGAUUGUUUUCUAUGAUUAUUCUAUACUGCAGCAUUUGUAACUAUGAUUAUAUCUCAAGCAAACAUUUCAAGUAAAAAUAAGAGUUAUAUUAUUUUUUUUCAGUCCAAAAAGAGUGUUAUAUUAACCAGCCUAUAUUUCUGAAAUAAUUACUUGAAGAUUAUUUCAUUUACAACAAACAUUAGAUAAUAAUAAUCUUAUAUAGUAAUAAUUCAGGUUUUUCAGCCAAACAGCGCCAACCAUUCUCCAAAGAGAAUGAUAGGGAUAGCAGGCUUGGAUUAACUUUGCGGUUUGCAUUCACCCAAAAAAUCUUUAGUACGGCACAGCACAAUCUCAGCCACAUAUUAUCCAACGCUAUACGGAUUGUUAGAGGGGAGGGGAAAUUAAGAAAGAUGGGGUGAGGGGGGUGCCUAAAGCAGGGACAGCACAGUCAUUGAUUACAGAUAGCAACAGCAUUUAGACUUAUAUAUUGCUUCACAGCACUCUGUAAGCCAGCGAUGGCUAACCUUUUCCCGACUGAGUGGCCAAAGCGUGUGCAUAUGUGUGCGAAUGCGUGCAUGCCUGAACCUCCAAAAUGCAAUGCAUGUGCGCCAGGGUGAAAUCUAAUUUUUUUUGCUACUAGUUCUGUGGACAUGGCUUGGGGGGGGGGUGUCAUGUGACUGGGUGGGCGUGGCUAUGUGACCGGGGGAUCAAAAAACAGAAACUCACUAGCAAUGUCCUGCUGGAGCAGGGUUGGACUAGAUGACCUCCAGGUCCCUUCCAGCCCUGGAUCAUCCUCUGAAGCUGCGUCUAGUUCCAGGUUUGUACUCCUUCCUUCCUCUCUUCCUUCCUUCCCUGCCUUUCUUUCUCUCUCUCUCAAAAACGAACCCCCCCACACACACCCAUUUUUCCUCCCAGCUGGCUUCCCUGAUAGCCAAACCAAAAAACGGGUGGAGGAGUCCGUUUUUCCUCUCAGCAGGCUUCAGGAAAGCUUCAGGGAAGCCUGCUGGGAGGAAAAAUGGACUCCCCCACCAUUUUUUGAUUUGCUGCCUAGCAGAGCCUGCUGGGAGGAAAAAUGGACACACACACACACACACACACACACACACACGUUUUUUGGCUAGCACCCAGCUGAGCUGUGCGAUCAUCAUUUUUUUUUACUUCUAAAAGCAUUUUUUCAGCCAAAGAAAAAAUUCUUUUAAAAGUAAAAAAAACAACCUCUGAUGAUCACGCAGCUCAGCUGGGCAUUGGGGACGGGGUAGGGAUUUUUGCUACUGGUUCUCCAAACCACCCGCCAGCAUCGCUACUGGAUCAAGCCAUCCGGUCCAAACCAGGAGCAUUUUACCCGAUGUGCGCCCGUGCAUGCACACACUCCCUCCGCAUGCACCACGCCCAUGCGCAUCUGCCUACAUGCACCACGCCCUGUGCAUACAUGCACUUCCCCCCCACAUGCACCCCAGCCCCCACGCAUGCGCAGCAGAGACCCAAAGACCAGCUGGCUGGUGGGAGGCGUACGCGCAUGCGUGGCGGAACUGAGCUAGGGCGAUGGCUCACAUGCCCACAAAGAGGCUGUGCAUGCCACCUCUGCCACGUGUGCCAUAGGUUCACCAUCACAGCUCUAAGCUGUUUACAGAAUCGGCCUAUUGCCCCCCACGAACUGGGUCCUCAUUUUACUGACCUCAGAAGGAUGGAAAGCUGAGUCAAUCUUGAGUCUCUCAGGAUCAAAGGAAUCGAACUCCUGGCAAUGUGAGCCAGAAUCCUACACUAGGAUUCUAAUCUCAGGACUCAGGAUCAAAUUCAGGUCUAAUGCCUCUGUUGCUGUCAAGACUUAAUAAUCUGAAUCUAUCAUUGGCACUGCAUAGUGCAUAGCAUAACUUUGCAGUUUUGGUCUCUCUCCUGAAUAUUUGGCCAAUUAACGCUGGAGAAGGCCAAAUCAAUAGUAAGAGAGAGUAUCGGGGCACUGGUUGUCAAAAUGACAUCACCAGUGCUGCUGAAUUCUAUCGCCAAAUGUUAGACAUAAGUGUGGUAACUACCCAAUCUAAAAUAUUAUGGAUGGGCCAUUUCCACAUCUCGCUUUGUUGCCCUCUCAUUAACUCUACUGGCAGGAAGAUUUCAUAGGACUCUUUAUUUGCAGAGAGUUUGCUUUUGUACUCAUGUCCUCAUAGGGUGCUCUAAGGUGUACUCACUUCAAAUACAAGGGCCACGCUGUCAAUUUUAACCAAUUAUUGUGGUAAGCUAUUUCUUUCCUUUAUUAUACUCAUUUUAUUGUAAAGGCUGGUCAAAGACUAUAAUAAAGAUUAUUUGAUUUGAUCCGAUUUGAUUACACACAGAAAGAAAAAAGGUAAAUCGGGACAAACAACAGCAUCAUGGAGGAAAACUAAUUUAAGAAAAGAAAACUGUUACUCACAGAAAACAACAGAGACCAUUAACAGAGCUGGGAUUGUCCCACACUCUAUCCCCACCCACCCAAAAAGAAUUCAUGAUUUUAAAUAAAAUUCUUACACAGUAUAAACUGCUUCUGUUCUACAAAUUCAAACCAAAAUCACAAUACACUGCUCCUAUUUUUCACAGAGCUGUUUACGGGUGAAAUAGAGUAGCUUCUAGUAACUUGGGCACAUAUAUAAUUGGGCUGUUCACACAACCUGCUAUAAUACAUUUUGCUUAACAACGAUUUAUUUGCUAGUGAGUAAAUGUAUAUUACACCAUUUUAGCCAGGUGUUCAAGGUAAUUGCAUUUCAAAAGUCAUUCAGAAGGGCUCUGGACCACAUAUAAAUCCUAUCAUAUAUGUCUCCUACUCAAUGAAGCAGCAAUAGUUUUUUGCAGAGUUCUGGAAGAUAAAUGCAGAUGGUUUAAGAGUUGCCUUAAAGACAGUGUUAUAUUGAUAUGAUUCAUUAGAGUAGAAGCAUCUUUUAUCAAGCUUGCACAAACAAAAAUCUGUGCUUUAAUGAAUUUCAGAGGAGUUACGUUUUUACCAGAUAAAAAGCACUUGAACAGUUUUAAAGUGUGCAUAAUUCUUGGACAUAGUAAUAUUUUAUUCUGUUGAUUUUACUCAUAAUGAUCUUGAGAGGUAGAUAAACUGAAAGACUUUGAUUGAUUCAAAGUUCACUAGUAAUCUUUUAUUGGUUUUAUUAAGGAUGGACUUCAACCUUAAUGUCCUGUAACAGCACCUCAAUUAUUAUAUGACACUGGCUUCUCCUAUGUUGAAUCAGGAGCAAUUGGGUAUAUUUCUACAACAUAUUAAACCUUAAACUGUUUUAUACAAAGGUGGGCAAGGCACAGUAUUCUAAAAUUCUUUCUUCCAAAAUCUGGAGAAAAAUUGCCAAUAUAGGGUCAUGAAAUUUCCUUUUCAUUCUUCCAAAAAUGCAAUGUAGGGAGUACAAGAACAGACCAGUUUUGUUAGGCAAAUGACACUCAUUUCUACCCUUGGAACGAACCCCUGCUCAGAAACCUCUCCCGAAAUUCCAGAACCAUCCCACGAUAACAAAUUUCAGCACCACAAUUUUGGACCAGUGGUGAGACAGGAUUAAAGUUCAAAUAGGACCAGUUUUAAAUGCUGUCUUCCAUUUUGUUUUAAUUUGUACAUAAAACAAGACCCUAAUAAAACAAGAGAUAAAUGGUUUUAGAAUAGAAUAGAAUAGAAUAGAAUAGAAUAGAAUAGAAUAGAAUAGAAUAGAAUAGAAUAGAAUUUCUGAUCUUUGCCCAAAACAAAGCAAGUAUGGUAUCAACACAAGCAAAAGUAAGGCCACGAGUAUCAGGAUAGACUGCAGUAUUCUGAGAAAUCAAUUUUUGAUAGAAAAAUCUGCCGUUUUCCUGAAUCCCCUGAGCUGUGGUGCAAGAAAGAUUAAAUGUUCCUCUCUGCAAAUUAGUCUUUUGAAUUGUGAAUAAGGCAUUAUUAAUUUGCUUAUCUUUAGAUAUACACUGUUUUUAUGUAUAUCCGUCAAGCAGUCUUGUGGACGCCUCUCACCAACAUCCACAGUGCUGGGUUCUUUCCGAGUACCAAAUAUGGGAAAGAAAUUCCUACUUUUAAAAAAAUCAUCUUAGUGAUACAACUAUAAGGAGCUACAGUAGCCUUUUUUAUCAAUCCUGGGUAUAUCUGACACCCGCAUCUUAUAUUUCCUGCAGAAAAGCUGGAAGAGUUUUACUGUGGAGGACAGCUCCAGAUGUACUUUCUGUUUAACCCCAUCCUACUUUUUUUUUUUUAAUCUUCGUCAGCUUUUUGCCAGCCUGGAGCAUUUCGGCAACUGCCAUUUUGCACAGUCAGCCCAGCAAAGAAACAGGCAGUGCAACUCUGUCUGUACAGAUCUACUCAAAAGUACGACAGCCAUGAGCUCCGAGCCUCGCAACCGCCAGCAGACUCUGGCUUUACGGAAGCAGUUCAUCGGGUCAUCCUGCAAGCUUUUUUUUCCAGAAGAUCCAGUGAAGGUUAUCCAGGCAAAGGGCCAAUAUAUGUAUGAUGAAAAUGGAAACCAGUACCUUGACUGUAUCAAUAAUGUUGCUCAUGUGGGGCACUGCCAUCCUGAAGUGGUCAAAGCAGCUCAUCAGCAGAAUCUACUGCUAAAUACAAACUCUCGGUAUCUGCAUGACAAUUUGGUGGAUUAUGCACAGAGACUUUCUAAAAAAUUGCCGGAGAAGUUGUGUAUCUUCUAUUUUUUGAAUUCAGGAUCAGAAGCUAAUGAUCUUGCUCUGAGACUAGCACGGCAAUAUACAAAGCAUAAAGACGUUAUUGUUAUUGACCACGCUUAUCAUGGACAUCUGACAUCUUUGAUUGACAUAAGUCCAUACAAAUUCAGAAAUCUAGAUGGCCAAAAGGAAUGGGUCCAUGUGGCUCCUCUUCCUGAUACUUACAGAGGAUUAUAUAGAGAAAAUCAUAAGGAUCCAGCCACAGCAUAUGCAGAUGAAGUGAAAAAAAUUAUUAGCAAAGCACACCAAGAAAACAGAAAGUUUGCUGCACUUUUUGUAGAAUCAUUGCCCAGCGUUGCUGGACAAAUCAUUCCACCAUCUGGUUAUUUCCAAAAGGUUGCCGAGCAUAUACACAAAGCAGGAGGUGUAUUUAUUGCUGAUGAAAUUCAGGUUGGCUUUGGCAGAGUGGGCAAACAUUUUUGGGCAUUUCAACUUCAAGGAGAGGAUUUUAUUCCCGAUAUUGUUACUAUGGGAAAGCCAAUAGGGAAUGGACAUCCUGUGGCUUGUGUAGCAACAACAAAGGAAAUUGCAGAGGCCUUUUCAGCAACAGGAGUAGAGUAUUUUAACACAUUUGGAGGAAAUCCGGUGUCCUGUGCAAUAGGCCUUACAGUAUUGGAUAUUAUUGAGAAAGAAGAGCUUCAAACCCAUGCCCUUCAUGUGGGAAAAUUCUUUAUGGAACUACUCAAUCAACAAAAAGCUAAACAUCCUCUAAUUGGAGAUAUCAGGGGUGUUGGACUAUUUAUUGGUGUAGAUUUAGUACAAGACCAAGAGAAAAGAUUACCUGCUAGCAAAGAAGCAGAAUUCAUCAUAACAAGAUUAAAGGAAGAAUUCAUUAUGCUGAGCACAGAUGGACCAGGCAGAAAUGUGCUUAAAUUCAAGCCACCAUUGUGUUUCAAUACAAAGGAUGCAGAGUUAGUUGUUGAUAAACUUGAUAAGAUAUUAACAGGAUACAGGCAUGGUGCAGAAUUCUACCAUUUUCUACACUUAAAACUACAAUAAUAAAAUUCUGCCUU
Ahaetulla prasina is the source of this 9445-nucleotide messenger RNA. RefSeq names its product 5-phosphohydroxy-L-lysine phospho-lyase-like. Gene Ontology annotation, cellular component: mitochondrion. The record is from RefSeq and is a predicted model, not a curated record. Bases 8076 to 9431 code for a protein of 451 amino acids. Gene Ontology annotation, molecular function: transaminase activity; pyridoxal phosphate binding. NCBI's taxonomy places the organism in Eukaryota, Metazoa, Chordata, Lepidosauria, Squamata, Colubridae. The transcript is spliced from 13 exons.